This is a messenger RNA of Telopea speciosissima, 1867 nucleotides long. RefSeq lists its product as uncharacterized. The transcript has 3 exons. Bases 312 to 1781 code for a protein of 489 amino acids. The record is from RefSeq and is a predicted model, not a curated record. Lineage: Eukaryota; Viridiplantae; Streptophyta; Magnoliopsida; Proteales; Proteaceae.
CUUCCUGUUGAAUACUUGAAUAUCUUCAUUUGGGUGUAUAAGUUUAUUGAGAAGACAUUGCGUGAUUGAUUUGCUUCGACUCUAAUUGGGUUUCCUGGAGUGAGAAAAUGUUGCUUAUAGAGGCAUUGAUUUUGGAAUCUAAAGACUCCUGAGUUUGGUUCUGAGCUCGACACUAUCACAGCCCCCUGUUUUCUCAAUCAGAUCUAAGGGAUCAAUUUGGGUCUGUCAGCCAAACUAUCAGAUCAGAAACUUUUAUUUUUAAUCAGGAGUAAUUUGAGAUUGAAAACUUCAUCAUCCUAAGUGGGUGAGCUAUGGUUGGAAGUAGAUUAUCCUCGGCGAUGGCUGAAAGCGAGAUCGCUGCUCUAAAAGUAACACUUCAAACUCAGCAACAACUUAUGCAAAAAGUCUACAAGGAACUUGAAGAGGAGAGAGAAGCCUCAGCUACGGCGGCGAGUGAAGCUCUAUCCAUGAUUUUGCGUCUGCAAGAAGAAAAGGCUGCAGAGAAGAUGGAAGCUAGUCAGUACAAGAGAAUGGUAGAGGAAAAGAUGUAUUAUGCUGAGGAAUGUCUCUCAGUUUUUGAGGAUCUCAUGUAUUCUAAAGAAAUGGAAAUUGCUUCUAUUGUGUUCCAAAUUCAGGCUUACAGAUAUAAAUUACUGAGCCUGGGUUUUACUGAUCCAUCUGUUGGGAAACUGAAAUUCCCGGACAAUCAGUAUCUGUUAAGAAAUGAAGUUCAAAUGGGGAAUCUCGGUCUUCCUGGAGUCAUGAAAAGGUACAACUCUCUGCCUCCAAUUCCACUUAAAGAUGCACAGGGGAAGAAGGGCAAUGUUGGAAUUGAAGGGUCAUCAACUCCACUGCAAGAAUUGAUUUUAGGGAAGAAUGAUGUAGAAAUAAAGGUGAUGUCUGAGGAAUCUGCAGUUGGUGAUUUUGAUUCAUACUGUGAACAAAUCGAGAGAUUGGAUGAUCGAGUUAAAGAAUUAUCAAAUAGAAGAGUUGUAGAAAGAGUAGAUUCCGAUUUGAUUUCAAGAAGUCAUGAUCUUCCCUCGACCAUGGCAGCAUCUUCAACAUUGAUGGGUGUAUCAAGGACUUGUUCUUUGAGUACAGCACUGAGCAGAAACCUGACAUUUGAUCCAAUGGGAGGUGCUACAACAAUUAAAAUGGACUCUGAAAGUACGUCUUCAUGUUCCAAUUUUAAGGCUAGAGAUUCUGAUGAUCAUCUGGGAUUUGAUGCCUAUAGUAUUCCAUGUUUGGAAAGUGAAACAAUCACGAAUUCAAUCCAUUCAACAACUGUGCAUGAUUAUGAAAAUAACAAAUUUUGUGUAUCACAGAAACAAGAACAAAAGAAGUUGAUCUUCAAAGGUGAGACCAGGAUCAGGAAGCAGCAAUCAGUCCCGCCAGAAACAUUUGAAUACUAUUUCAAAGAAAAAGAUGAGUGGAUAAAGAAAGUCUUGCUGUAUCGUCAAAAAAAGUUGACUAAACCAAGAGAUGGGGAUACUGUUGAUCAUCAUUCACCUCUUUCUAAUCCCAAUAUUGAUGUUUCACCAUUUCAAUCUGAGGUUAAGAAGCUUGAGAAAAGACUAGAGCUACUUGAGGAUGACGAAGAGAUUAUAAAGCAAGAAGCUUAUAACAGAGGGGAAGAGCAAUUAAAAUUGUUGAGGGAGAUAAAUGAGCAACUCAAGGUGAUACAAUCUGAGAUUGAUAAUUUUAAACCUAAGAAGUCUCCAUUGCGAGAUGAGUCUCAGCUGUUGUCUUUCAUUGAGACAAUGCUAUGCUGUUCGCUCUAGUCCAGUCAUCAAACCUGUACCGCAACUUAAGGAAAAUUCAGAUCUCCAUACAAUAUUGCUUUCAGGUAUGUGUGCAGCAGUGUUGG